Messenger RNA from Micromonas commoda, 341 nucleotides. RefSeq lists its product with no specific name. The transcript has 2 exons. Gene Ontology annotation, molecular function: protein binding. The record is from RefSeq and is a predicted model, not a curated record. Lineage: Eukaryota; Viridiplantae; Chlorophyta; Mamiellophyceae; Mamiellales; Mamiellaceae. The coding region runs from base 39 to 341 and encodes 100 amino acids.
CCCUGCGCCGCUGUGUAGUGUGCGAACGGGUUCACGCAAUGUCGAAUGAAUACAGACUGAGAUGUGAUGCUUACGCAGCCUUCGAUCAACCUUUUAUCCUGUCAAGGGUAGCCGAAAUUAGCAGACGCUCUGAAGUACGAGCCGCGAUUGCGAUACAGAGUCAUUGGCGUGCAUUCAUCGUUCGUAGGAAUGUCGGAAAGUUGGUGAGCGCAUGCUGUGUGAUGCAGAGUGGAUUUCGAGGACACCGCGGGCGAAAGAGGGCGCGUAAGCUCGAAGCACGGGUACGACAAAAUAUUUCGCUCCUCUGUUUAGCCAGAAGCGUUAUCACAAGCUUGCCUUAA